Echinococcus granulosus is the source of this 3102-nucleotide messenger RNA. Its product is annotated as Type I inositol-3,4-bisphosphate 4-phosphatase. NCBI's taxonomy places the organism in Eukaryota, Metazoa, Platyhelminthes, Cestoda, Cyclophyllidea, Taeniidae. The record is from RefSeq and is a predicted model, not a curated record. The transcript has 22 exons. The coding region runs from base 1 to 3102 and encodes 1033 amino acids. Gene Ontology annotation, molecular function: phosphatidylinositol-3,4-bisphosphate 4-phosphatase activity. Gene Ontology annotation, cellular component: cytoplasm.
AUGGUUUACAAAGAAGUUAGGAAUCAGGUUUUGAUGGAGCGAAUCGAAAAAAUAGAUAGUGACCUUGGGCCCUAUGCGGCUACCGUCUUCGCCACUCACGGGUUGAUGAAGUUUAACGGCGAGGAUCUCGGUCAUAUAUCUGCUCACUGGAACCCCACAUUUGAGGGAAUUCUUCUCCUAAGACAAAAAUCCGAAUCAUUUUUUAGACGAUCCAAUUCCUUCUGUGAACACUGGUGUCGUUUAAAAGGGAACCUUUUGGUAAUCCUUCAAAAUGAGGGUGUUCAUUCAACGGAUCUCGUCGGCAUAGUUCUUUUGGAACGCUGCUCUGUCAAAUUUAUGACCAAUGCAGACGUUCAGCACGCUUUUCAAAUAGAGUUUGAAUGUGGUGAUUCCCCCCUACUUUUUGCUGCGCGCUCAGCUGAGGAGGCUAAUAUGUGGUGUAAUCACAUUAGGAUGGCUGGGUUGUCCGAAUUAUCUGCUAGAAGAUUGCAACUUCGUGAAGAAUUGCGACAGUUGACUGGAAAGGAUCCUUUGGAUCCACUUAAUUCGGUUUUGGCCUCACCCGAUUCUUCCUGUCCGGAUGAAUUCAGUGAGGCCGGUUUGGAAUUACAACUGAGUUUGCUUGAUGAAAAUACCUCUUUUUCACGGAUUCCGGAGCUCGGUUUUAAAAUCAUUGUCUCCACGAAACAAUCGGAUGCCGAUAGUCCCUGGAAUGUAAUUGCAGAGACGGAAAUUCGGACCAAGGAUUGUCCAACCUUCUUGAAGACAGUGAAACUCAGUUCAGAGAAGUUCUCCAAAACCUCAUUGAUAAAGUUCAGCCUUUUGGAGUUCAAGGAUUUACGAUCUUCUGUGCAUCGUGUGAUUGCCAGUGCACAGACGACAGCUGAAGCUUUGUGUAAUGCUUCUACGCUGAACUUGCCUCUGAUUAUUGAAUCGAAGAGUCUGAACAGAACCUCGAUUCCGGAAUACUUAUUAGUUAUUCAGGUUUUGAAUAAGUGCAGCAACGCUCUGGAUUUCGAUCAUCUCGAUACUCACAGUCAACAACUCCGAAGCGUCUGCGAGAACAUUCUCACCCGCAACUACGUCUUCCCCCACACUCUUGGCGAAAACAUGCGUGUUGUGGAAUUCAUGGGUGAAUCACGAUUCUGCUUCCAGUUCCCCAUUGAAUACCUCAAAUCGCUAAUCACUCAGGAACAUCUACUCUACGAUUCUCUGCUACGUGUUGGUAUGUCCAAUCCAACACUGGAAUGCCUUCGAAAGGAGCGUCUAUUGGGUAUGAAGAAUGUUAUCGAAUUUUACGAACUCUGUCUUCGAAGUACUGCCGAUCACACCGGUCCAAGUUUCAAACGGAGUACGGAAAGGAAGUGCGUGGAGUUGGACUUUGUACCCACAAAUCUUCAUGCCAAUCGAAUUGGCCUUCUGGACUUGGAGAGCAGACUAAUCUCAUUCCAUGACAUCAUCUCCGUUGGUGCCUUCACCUGUGCCUCGGACAAAUUCAAGACUAAAGGUCUCUUCCAAACCCUAACCAGUGAUGAAACCCACAACACAUGCCUUGCAGAGUUCUUGAACACCUCGCCAAUAGUUGCAUCAGCACUACAGAGUGAUAAGCACGUUGUUGGAAGAGCGUUCCACCGACUGGCCACAGGCGCAGUCGUCGUGGUCCGGAUGUCUGGUGAUCUCACGGAGUUGAAUUCAAGACUUCGACCUUCUGGACAAGCCGGAGUUCUUGCACAGAGGCUGGAAAAGGGGAUGUCCGCCCUUGUUGAGAUUUGUAAGAGCACCUCUACCGAUGCAAUUUUUCUCCACGAUCUUCAAGCCAACUACGAACCUCUUUUGAAAAGCAUCGUUGAACUAGCAACUCUGGACACCCUGACAAACGCAAAAGCUGAUCAAAGUGAAGCCACCUCUGUUGAUAGAGAACUUGCUCUCCGUGAAAUCAGCACAGCGUCUAGUCACCUUCAGAAAGUAUUAUUACGCACUUGGGAACGGGCGGAAGAGUGCCUUUGGCGUGAAGUCCUCUCCAGCAUUGCUGCUAUGGCUAGCACGGAGACUGCUUCAGCGGGGAUGAACCUGCAUACUGUUUCGAGUGUCUGGGACAGCAUCCACUGUCGACAUCAUGCAGUGCUGUGUCAGGCGCUGACGGCGAGUUUGACAGGGCUGGCUUUGGCAGUGACAAACUGGACGCCGGUAGAGUGGAAACAGAUGGUCCGAUGUGGAGUGCCAUUGCAUUUUGAGGGUCUCUUGAGUUGCUAUGGUGAAGAAGUUGGAAUGUUGGAGAACUGGGCCUGGGCGAUUCAGAGCCUGGCAUUUUGUCGCGUUGUGGUGCGACCAAAUCCCUCGGUUUUAAAGGUGAGGGAAGAGGAGGUGGAGGAGGAGGAGGAGGAUGAGGGGGAGGACAGGGUGCCAAAAGGAAGAAGUGGAAGUGGCCAAGGUUUGAUACAGGUCCAGAUUCUUCGACACAAUGAAAUUUUGCUAACGAUUCCACGUUUAACAUGGAGUCAAACCCCUCCUGAAUGCCAAGCUCGAGGUCGAAUUGUUCUCUCUUUGCAUCCCUUCUACUUCAACGUGGGUAUCAAUGAACAACAGUCUCUAGCCGAACGACUUGAACGCGUCAAUCUUCAGUCAAUUAUCAAUACCAAUGGACUGACUAGCCUUCGAGUGUACUUCGACAAAUAUACUCGAAAAUUCGGUGCCCCUAAGAAGACGCCUACUCAGCAGGACGUCUGCGAUGUCCUAAGCAGUCUGCAGUAUGCACUGGAGGCAAAUAAGUCGAAGUCAGUGGAAGUGCUUCGCUUAGCAACGGAGGUCUCCUCAGCACUCAACGCGCUUCGAUUUACCUCGUGCAAAUCGGCGAAGGAUCGAACAGGGAUGGCAGUAUCGCUGGAGCAGACCAGAUGGCUUAUGGAGGUGGAAGGUAUGCACAAGGACAGCUUCUCUCCAGCCCUAAAAUGUCUUCGCAGCACGGGUCUUCGGUUGAGCAAUGCGGAGAAGAACGUCAACACAAGAAAGUAUUCCUUUACGCGUUUUCAGGUCCUCUCCUUUCCAAAGGCCUAUCGACCACCCGUGGGCACGUAUUCUCUCCAUAUUCCAGCGCUACCAUAG